This is a messenger RNA of Paralichthys olivaceus (Japanese flounder), 1273 nucleotides long. It is a transcript of the gene sdhaf1, whose product is annotated as succinate dehydrogenase complex assembly factor 1. The record is from RefSeq and is a predicted model, not a curated record. Gene Ontology annotation, biological process: mitochondrial respiratory chain complex II assembly. Gene Ontology annotation, cellular component: mitochondrion. NCBI's taxonomy places the organism in Eukaryota, Metazoa, Chordata, Actinopteri, Pleuronectiformes, Paralichthyidae.
UAUUGUGAAACGUCGUGUCGGAAGUCACGUGUUCUGUAGUCCUGUAGCUCCGUGGUGUUGUAACGUGGAGUAAGGUCACACUGAUGAUGCUAACAGGAGCUAGCAGGAGCUAACAGGAGCUAACAGGAGCUAACCCUGGUCUUUACAGGCACUUUCUGGUUCCGGUGAUUUUCAACGAUGAUCAACGAUCAGAUGAACCGUAAAAAAACCGUUGAACCGUGAAUCGUCGGCUCUUCCGGUCAAACAGUGUUUAAAAUCAUCACAUUCUGACAGAACUGAUCAAACAACGAUUUCCUGACGUCCUCAACUUCACUUCCUGCUGCUUCACUGAUGUUAAAGUAUUCAAACUGUUUUUUUUUUCAUCAACACCUGAACGCCUCUGAUCAAGUUCUCAGCCAAUCAGAGCUCCUCCAGCUCUGAGGGUCGUGCUGUGUUCAGGGUCUCUCAUCUCUCACCUGACUCCAGGUGGCGCUCAGUGGUCGCCGACAGCCUCGUCCCUUCAGUCAGACUUGAACUAGUGGUCAUCAGAGGAACUGCAGCUGCUGGUGUUCCUCUCAACUCAACGAUGGCACGUCACAGUAAACUGCAGAAGCAGGUCCUGGCUCUGUACCGUCACUUCCUCAGGGCCGGGCGGGACAAACCGGGCUUCGUCCCACGUAUCCGAGACGAGUUCAGGGAGAACGCCUGCAUCAAGAAGACGGAUGUGAUGCACAUCGAGUAUCUGUACCGACGAGGACAAAGGCAGCUGGAGCAGCUGAAGGAUGUCAACACCAAACAGCUGGGCUCCUUCUCCAAACCCCACGACCAAAGCUGACCUCUGACCUCCAACCUGCGACCACGUCAUGUGACCUCAGACACCAACAGAUACCUCACUAACACGCUGCGUUCAAGUACAGCAGGAACUCGAGAGCUCAGUGUGAAGGACAGUCGAUGUGAUAAAUGUAGAACUUGGAAACAUUAAGUGACUCCGUGUGGGGGGGGCUGGGUCAGGGGGUCAAUGUUGUAAAUAAGAAAGUGAUAAAAAAUAAAAACAAAUUGAAUCUUUAUUUACUCAAGUAACUCAAGUAUUACUCAGUAUUACCUACUUAUCUGAGGUACAUGUACUAAAAAACUGCCUGAGUACCUUUACCUCAACCAAGGAGGCUCUGUUCACGUCUGUGUCUGUCUCGUGAAUUUAAAUGUGGAUUCAUGAGGCGACUGUAUGAGAUGUAUGUUCUACCACGUCUCAAGGAAAUAAAAUGUUUCUUACCAACAGAUUUAGUUACUUUGCAAA